Messenger RNA from Metopolophium dirhodum (rose-grain aphid), 729 nucleotides. RefSeq lists its product as uncharacterized. The record is from RefSeq and is a predicted model, not a curated record. NCBI's taxonomy places the organism in Eukaryota, Metazoa, Arthropoda, Insecta, Hemiptera, Aphididae. The transcript has a single exon. The coding region runs from base 1 to 729 and encodes 242 amino acids.
AUGGCAAGUAAAAUAGUAGAAGAAGUAUGUACAGCAAUUUGGUGCUUAAUGAGAGAGGAUUUUAUUCCAACACCAACGAAAGAAAUAUUGGAGUUAAUUGCUUCUGGAUUUGAGAAAAGAGCUAAUUUCCCGAACUGCAUAGGAGCCGUCGAUGGCAAACAUAUCCGUUUAACUUGCCCACUUAACAGUGGGUCAAUGUAUUUUAAUUAUAAAGGAUAUAAUUCUAUAGUUCUCAUGGCAGUUGCAGAUUCCAAAUAUCGAUUUGUGGACAUUGACGUUGGAAGUUACGGUAAAGACUGCGAUUCGUCAGUGUUUAAGAGGUCUAGUUUGUGGAAGUUAAUAGAAAAUAAUGAACAACAAUUGCCAGAAGCAAAAUCUUUGCCCGGAAUAGACAGUCCAAAACUACCUUACUUCUUCAUUGGAGACGAAGCAUUUGGAUUACAUAAACAUUUACUGAGACCUCUUGGUGGAACACAUCUGACAGCCGAUAACAGAAUUUUUAACUAUCGACUAUCUAGAGCAAGAAGAUUUGUUGAAUGCUCUUUUGGGAUCCUCAAAAAUAAGUGGCAGAUAUUUCAUCGACCAAUUAAUGUACAACCAGAAUUUGCUGUCAAAAUUUUAAAUGCUUGCAUUGUAUUACAUAAUUUUGUACUUGAGAGGGAUGGAUAUAACGAUUUGGAUACAAUGUCAAUCACAGCUUGUCAGAUAUAUCUGAUGAGAGUAACGUAA